Molecule: messenger RNA, 357 nt
Organism: Talaromyces stipitatus ATCC 10500
Lineage: Eukaryota; Fungi; Ascomycota; Eurotiomycetes; Eurotiales; Trichocomaceae
Exons: 2
Coding region: 1-357 (118 amino acids)
Source: RefSeq, a predicted model, not a curated record
AUGCGGGUGAGGCAACAGAGCCCCAUUGCACCCAAUUUUUUUCUGGCUGCAAAAGGUCCUGACGGGUCAGCAUCAGUAGCCAAAAGGCAAGCAUGCUAUGACGAUGCAUUAGGAGCGAGGGGAAUGCACUCGCUUCAAGAGUAUGGCAAAAAAGAAACUGAAUCUGAUAACAAUGCUUAUACUAUAUCAUCCAUAUAUCAUGAUGGUACCCUAAAGAUGUUCACCAGUCAUCUUUCGAAACCACCUAACUCAGAUCGCCCAGAGUACUACAUGACUCAAAUUAACACGUGGGGAAUGACUGGUAGCAUUGAGACGUUUCGAGAAGGUGCAAUCUGGUAUCGGAAUGGUAGAGAUUGA